Xenia sp. Carnegie-2017 is the source of this 12625-nucleotide messenger RNA. Its product is annotated as dynein axonemal heavy chain 6-like. Bases 53 to 12394 code for a protein of 4113 amino acids. The transcript is spliced from 98 exons. Gene Ontology annotation, molecular function: ATP binding; dynein light intermediate chain binding; minus-end-directed microtubule motor activity. Gene Ontology annotation, biological process: microtubule-based movement. NCBI's taxonomy places the organism in Eukaryota, Metazoa, Cnidaria, Anthozoa, Malacalcyonacea, Xeniidae. Gene Ontology annotation, cellular component: dynein complex. The record is from RefSeq and is a predicted model, not a curated record.
CGAAGAUGUCCUGUCUUGUGUUGCACGAUUCAUUCAUCAAGUUUACAGUUCAAUGUUGGAAGUUCUGCGAAAUUUUACAUCACUGAGGAUUAUAUUUUAUCGUUUAUACCAAGCAAUUUAUCGUACUCGCGAAGCUGCAUCAAGAUGUUUAUGCCAGAUUGCGACAACGUUACUGCAAGCACUGGUAUGUGUGAUAUACAAUAUUGUUACAGAGUGGAGGGAACUAUUGUUGAAGAACUCUCCAACAACUGGAAGACUUGAACCUUUGCCCAAUCUUGGUGCUUAUCAGAAACGGAAGCAUGGAGGAAAACCAAAAACAAAAUCAACUACAGAAGACCAAAAUGAACCAGAUGAAAAAAAAUCAUGUCCAAAGAAAACCAUCGAUGCCAUCACACGAACCACAUCACCUUUACCAAAACUUCCACAUGAUCUGUUAGCUCAACAGAAGAAGUUGGAUGAGAGGUUAUCUUCUAAACGAGGGACAGUAAGGUUUGAUAUGGAUAACUCGAUAAAGGAAGAAAAACUGGUCGUCAAAGAAGAUGAUGUUUUAUCAUUUAUUGAAAUGGUAAAAUCUAAUCCAAAGAUUGGAUUUCUGUAUAUGAGUCCAGCUGUGCCAAAGUCAUCCAUUGAAUAUAAUCCAUAUAAUUUAAGGAUAGUAGAUCAUGCAGAAAUCAGAGAAUCUGACAAUUACUACACCAUCAGCAAGGAGGGUGUGUCUCAUAUCUCUAACACUUCAGCGGAAUUUACCCCCCUGGAAAGAUGGGCAAAAGAGUAUGACGACUAUAAGAAAUUGGUUCUAAUCAAGACAUUUAAAAAGUUUCGUUUAUGGAAAGGCUUCGCUGUAUGGAGAAAGAAUGUGCGUACAAAGAAAAUCUCUGUAUGUAAAAACAAGUUACGAGAUAAUCUUUUCAUCGUUAAUGCAUCAUUGCGUCCUGCUUUGCUUAAUGUUCGUGAAAUGUGUUAUCGUAUCAGCGACAUGGGGUUAUGUCGUAUUGAACGGAACAAAACGUAUACAUUAGAUGAGUUUAGACAAGCACAAUUUGAACAACUUCAAGAGGUGACGAGUCGACUUGAGGAGUUUCGUGAUCUUGUUAAGGAGGUUGUACGUAGUGCUUGUCGUACUGCAUUAAAGGAAGCUGGUUUUAUUCCUGACGAUUAUCUUGUUGAUCCUGACAGUGAAAUGGAUGGUUUUGUUCAAAAUCAUUUGGAGGCAGUUGAGAGUGCUUCAUCUUAUGGUAUGUAUGGUGACUACGAAUUUGAUCUGUACGGGGAAGCACCGGAUAAAAUGACCUACACGGAACAAGCGAAUAAAAGAAGCCAUUGUGCUCGAUUUACAAGUUUCAUUCGUCUUGCUGAUUAUUUGAUCGUAAACACAAUGCAUGCCCUGGCUGUGAACUCUGUAUCCACACUUCUUAAUCAUCUAGAAGAUCAAUUACAUGAUUUAAAACAUUCCUCGAAUCAUGAGAUUGAUACGCAAGAAGAGAGCGGAGUUGAUCUGAAACCGUUGUUCAUAACUGAGCUACUUAUAGAGACUCGUUCUUUAUUCUUCGUUCCCGAUCUUGACGACUUUCAGGAAGGCGUACAUGAAGUAAUCAGUCAUUUUCAAGAAGCGGUACUCAGUGUUCAUAAUCUUGUCCCUGAUAUUUAUUUUCAAGCUUUUACAAGUCCAAUCAUCAAUGGUAAAGUUGAAGAAUGUAGUAUUGGAGAAGGUCCAAGUUUGACAAUGAUGUUUGACGAUGACAAACACUUACGUCAUUUGAAUAAUAAACUGGCUGAAGCAAUAACCGCUGCUUUUGACUCAGCUGCACGUUUUGCAAACUCUCUCGAGCCGUACAGAGAAUUUUAUGAAGAGAACGAGAGUUUGGAUUUGGAAGAAAUGAAAAUACAAGAACACGAUGUGGAAUUUUUCAAGAUAUCGUUGGAAAAAUACACAACAGAAAGAAUGUUGGUGGACAAAGUUCCCGAUAAAAAAGCCAUUGGAAUGUUAUUUCUUGAUUGUCUACAGUUGAAGAAAGUUUUAAUUCCCUCACCUUUGAAAUGUUUAGAUGUGAUUCAUGAAAUCCUCCCUGAACUGGCAAAGAAACGAGUUGAUUCCUUAAUGGAGUUUUGUCAGGAUUCUCAGUUUAAACUUGAGAUCGUGCCAUCAACGACUGAAGAAUUCGUCGAUAGCCUUACGUUUCUUGAUGAUAUACAAGAAAAGCUAGAGGAUCUCGAAUCAAACUGCACCACAGCUAAAGAACUUUAUAACUUAAUCGAACAUUAUAAUGUUCCUACUCCACCUGAAGAUUUGGCAGUUUAUCAGACUCUCAAUAGCGCGGUCUCUAUGGUUCGUAGUGCUAUUGACAAAGGUCUUAGUGACAGAGAUCAAAAUCUUGACAAGUUUUGCACAUGUCUUGAUAAAGAUAUUGCUUUCCUUGGUAAAGAAGUCAAGUCGAUUAAGCAACAAGCACAGAAUCCGGUGAUUUUGGAUCCUAGUUCUGAUCCAAAAAAUAUCGUCGCGUUCCUUGGCGAACUUCAAGGGAAAAUGAAUGAAUUACAAAAGAGAGCUUUUAUGUACAAAUCAUAUCAAAAGAACUUUAAGGUUGAAGUAACAAAGUUCGAAGAGCUAGAAGAAACUCACGCUGAACUAAAAUUGAAGCAAACUUUGUGGGAUUCACGUAUUGAAUGGGAAGUGAACUAUCAAGAAUGGAUGGAUGCAUUAUUUGAAAGCCUAGAUCCCGAGACAUUGACAAAUCAAGUUAUGAAAUACCAUAAAGUGGUUUUACAGCUUGAGAAAGGUUUGCCGCCAAAUGGUGUUGUACCGCAAUUGAGAGGAAAUGUCGAUGACAUGAGGCACAAGCUACCAGUUAUCUCAGAUCUGCGCAAUCCUGCUUUGAAGCAGCGCCACUGGGAUUCCAUACAGCAAAUAUUGGAAUAUAAUUUUAGCGAAGAGAACGCGCUGACCUUAGGACUUUUGGAAGAGAUUGAGGCGUUUGAUCAUAGUGAAUCUAUACAAGAGAUUUCUGGUCAGGCAUCUAGUGAAGCAUCGCUGGAAACUUUGCUAAAAAAGGUUGAAGAUGGUUGGAAAGCAACCGAGUUUAUUGUGCUUCCUCAUCGUGACUCAAAAGAUGUUUUUAUUCUUGGCGGCGUUGAUGAUAUUCAAGUGCAACUUGACGAUAGUCAGGUCAACAUUUCUACCAUCGCAGGCUCGCGUCACGUUGGUCCUAUAAAACCGCGCGUAGAAGAAUGGGUACGACAAUUAUCGUUAUUUAGUGAAACACUGGAUGAAUGGAUGACGUGUCAACGUAAUUGGCUUUAUCUUGAGAGCAUCUUCAGCGCUCCUGACAUUCAAAGACAAUUACCUGCUGAAGCAAAGAUGUUUAUGACUGUCGAUAAAUCUUGGAAAGAGAUUAUGAGAAAGGUUGCUAGGUUACCAAACGCAAUGAGAGCUGCAACGCAACCUGGCCUUUUGGAGACAUUUCAAAAUAAUAACGCGUUAUUGGAUCAGAUUCAGAAAUGUUUAGAAGCGUAUCUUGAAUCCAAAUGUGUUGUUUUUCCAAGAUUUUAUUUUCUAUCCAAUGAUGAAUUGUUGGAAAUUCUUUCCCAGACACGAAAUCCUCAUGCAGUUCAACCUCACUUACAGAAAUGCUUCGACGCCAUUGCAAGCUUAGAAUUUGGAAGUGCUCCGACACAGACAUCCAAUGAACCUGCUGACAGACCUUCUUCUGCUAAUAAAGUAGUUGAAACAAAAACAAAUGAUAUUAUCGCAAUGAUUUCACCAGAGAAAGAACGCGUGCCUUUAGGAAAGGGCCUCAAGGCAAGAGGGAAUGUUGAAGAAUGGUUAGGUAAAGUGGAAGAAUCAAUGGUAAAUACUCUUCGUAAAUUAACAAAGUACGCCAUUAGCGAUUAUGAAGAAAAAACUCGUGAAGAAUGGGUUACCUGUCAUCCCAGUCAGAUCGUUUUGACGGUUUCUCAAACAAUGUGGUGUAGGGAAUUAACACAAUGUCUUACAUCAACUGAUGAUCGGCUUGAGGAACUAAAACAAGCUGAACAAAGAUCGUUCCAGAACUUGAACAAGCUCGCGGCUCUUGUUCGUGGUGAACUGCCAAAAAUCACCCGGAGCAUUCUCUGUGCUUUAAUUACAAUUGAUGUUCAUGCAAGAGAUAUUGUCACUGGUCUUGUUGAAGCCAAGAUUGACAAUGUAGAAAGUUUUGAAUGGAUGAAACAGUUACGUUAUUAUUGGGAUCAAGAUCUUGAUAAUUGUGUCGUUCAAAUGUCCAACUCGCAAUACACGUAUGGUUAUGAAUAUCUUGGUGCCUCCCCCCGGCUUGUCAUCACACCUUUAACUGAUCGUUGCUAUCUUUGUCUUAUGGGAGCGUUACAGUUGGAUCUUGGUGGGGCACCUGCUGGUCCUGCUGGUACUGGAAAGACUGAAACUACUAAGGAUCUUGCUAAAGCCCUUGCUAAACAAUGUGUUGUCUUCAACUGCUCUGAAGGCAUUGAUUACAAGAUGAUGGGGAGAUUUUUCUCUGGUCUUGCACAAUCUGGAGCUUGGUGUUGUUUUGACGAAUUCAAUCGUAUCGAUAUCGAGGUUUUAUCUGUUAUUGCUCAACAAUUGUUGACUAUCAGAAAUGCAAAGAUUGCAAGGGAAAGUCGUUUUAUGUUCGAAGGUCGUGAGAUCAAGUUGGUUCCUUCUUGUGCUGCUUUCAUCACGAUGAAUCCUGGUUAUGCGGGCAGAACUGAGCUGCCUGAUAAUUUAAAGGCUUUGUUCAGACCUAUGGCAAUGAUGGUACCAGAUUAUGCUCUUAUUGCUGAAGUCAUUCUGUAUUCGGAAGGUUUUGAAUCUUCCAAGAACCUCGCUCGAAAGAUGGUACAAAUGUAUCGUCUUUGCAGUGAACAAUUAUCUCAGCAAGAUCAUUAUGAUUUUGGUAUGAGAGCAGUAAAGUCUGUACUUGUAAUGGCGGGAACAUUGAAACGAAGCAAUCCUAAUCUCAGUGAAGAUGUUGUAUUGAUAAGAGCCUUGCGUGAUAGCAAUUUACCGAAAUUUCUUGCUGAUGAUGCAGUAUUGUUCCAGGCUAUACUUUCUGAUCUUUUCCCUGGACGAGAAAUACCCGAUCAUGAUUACGGUAAACUUCAAUCAACCAUCGAAGAUUGUCUUACAGAACAGAAAUUACAGGUUGUACCAGCGAUGGUGAAGAAAACUAUACAACUUUAUGAAACAAUGUUAGUUCGUCAUGGUGUCAUGUUGGUAGGACCAACUGGUGGUGGUAAAACUACAUGUUAUGAGACAUUAAAGAUGACUUUAACUAGUCUUCAUUCUCAAGGUGUUGAUGAUCCAGAUUAUUUACCUGUUCAUACAUACGUUCUUAAUCCUAAGUCUAUAAGUAUGGGUGAACUUUAUGGUGAAGUGAACAAGAUAACUUUGGAAUGGCAAGAUGGUUUGAUGGCUUUAACUGUCAGACAAUGUGUUCAGGAUACAUCUGAGGAUCACAAAUGGAUCGUAUGUGAUGGACCCGUGGAUGCUUUAUGGAUUGAAAACAUGAACACUGUACUCGAUGAUAAUAAAAUGUUGUGUCUCGCUAACAGUGAAAGAAUCAAACUCAAUCCAACAAUACACAUGUUGUUUGAAGUUCAAGAUCUUGCUGUUGCCUCUCCAGCUACUGUGAGCAGGUGUGGUAUGGUUUAUGUCGAUCCAGGACAGCUUGGUUGGAAACCUUACGUUACAUCUUGGAUACAAAGGGUUGGAGAGAAACUAGCAGAUGAAAGUCAGGAAUAUCUUAUAAAUUUAUUCAAUACUUAUGUUGACGCUGGUUUGAAAUUUGUUACCAAGAAAUGUACCCAAGCUAUACCUCAGGUUGACAUAAGUAAAGUGACAACUCUUUGCUAUCUAUUUGAGUCAUUAUUACUUCAAGAUGCUACGGACUUGAACAUGGAUUCAAACCGUCUUCAUUCUUUGAUUGCUACCACUUUUCUCUUCUCUUACGUUUGGGCCAUUGGUGGAAAUCUCGUUGAAAGAUGUAUGGAUAUGUUUGACUCUUUUGUCCGGGAACUUUUCGCCAGUGUCAUGAUGUCACAACCAUCUUCUGGGGAUCUUUAUGGAUAUUAUGUUGAUAAUGAAUCAAAACGCCUGGAACCAUGGGAGAAAAUUAUUCCAUCGUUUAAAUAUUCGCCAGAGGUUCCAUAUUUUGAUCUUCUUGUCCCAACUGUUGAUACAGUGAGAUUUGGUUUUUUACUUGAGAAACUCGUCUCUAUUCAACAAUCUGUCCUUUUUACAGGAAUGACUGGAGUGGGAAAGUCUGUCACGGUAAAAGGUUGUCUGGAUAGUUUCAGUGAGAAAUGCGCCAUUGUUCCCGUCGCCAUUAACUUUUCAGCUCAAACAAGCAGCAAAAGAACACAAGAAAUAAUUGAGUCAAAACUGGAGAAGAAAAGGAAAAAUAUACUUGGAGCACCUUCGGGAAAGAAAGUUGUCAUAUUUGUUGAUGAUCUCAAUAUGCCUAAACUGGAUACAUAUGGUGCCCAGCCUCCAGUGGAGUUACUCCGACAGUACCAAGAUUUUAAGGGAUUUUAUGAUCGUGAGAAAAUGUUUUGGAAGGAAAUCAAGGAUGUAAUCAUUUGUGCAGCAUGUGCCCCUCCUGGUGGUGGCAGGAAUCCUGUUACCCCCCGGUUUAUACGUCAUUUCAGUAUGUUCUCAAUCCCAACUUCUGCUGAACACACACUGACACAUAUUUUUAAGUCCAUCGUUUCUGGAUUCUUGACGGAGUUUCCGAAUGAAGUACGAACAGCUGCUGAAGCAAUUGUUGCCUCUAGUGUUGAGAUUUAUUUACGAAUGAGCACAGAUCUACUUCCAACUCCUGCAAAAUCGCAUUACAUAUUUAACUUAAGAGAUCUUUCCAAGUGUAUUCAAGGUGUUCUUCAGGCAGAUCCAGGCACAGUUCGAGAUUACUCACAGAUAUUUCGUCUUUUUUGCCACGAAGCUCAACGAGUGUUUCACGAUCGUCUUAUCAAUCACGAGGAUAAGAAAUACUUCAAUACAAUUCUCGCGGAGAUGUCCCAGAAACAUUUCUCAAAGAACGUUGAUCCUGAGAUGUUUGAAACGAAGCCCAUAUUAUUUGGUGAUUUCAUGAAGAUGGGAGCUGAGCCUUCGGACCGAAUGUACGAAGAACUGGCAGAUAUGACGAAAUUACAAAUCAUCUUAAAUGACUAUUUAGAUGAUUUCAAUUUAAACUCAUCAAAAGAAAUGAGACUUGUCUUCUUUAUGGACGCUAUUCAACACGUCACGAGAAUAUCCCGUAUGGUACGUCAACCAAGAGGUAAUGCGCUGCUUGUUGGUGUUGGAGGGACUGGGAAACAGAGUUUAACAAGACUAGCUGCUCAUAUGGCUGGCUUUAAAUGUUAUCAAAUUGAAUUGACAAGAGGAUACGAUUAUUCAGCUUUUCGUGAAGAUCUUAAACAGCUUUAUUUUUCUGCUGGUCUAGAGAAAAGGCAUACAGUAUUUCUCUUCACUGAUACACAGAUUGUUGUGGAGGAAUUCCUUGAAGAUAUUAACAAUAUCCUCAAUUCAGGCGAGGUUCCCAAUCUUUUUGAACCCGAAGAAUAUGAAAAAGUUUUGGCGGGAACACGUCCCGCUGCAAAGGAUGCUGGUAUAGAGGAGAAUGACCGCGAUGGCGUGUUUGCUUAUUUCAUUAGUCAAGUACGCAACAAUCUUCACGUGGUACUGUGUAUGAGUCCAGUUGGCGAGGCUUUCCGAACACGUUGUCGAAUGUUUCCGUCGCUGGUGAAUUGUUGUACCAUAGAUUGGUUCACUGAAUGGCCAAGAGAAGCUUUGUUUUCUGUCGCCUGUCGUUUCUUUGAAGAAAUUGAACUGGGCGGCGAUGACAUAAAGGAAAGCGUAUCUGAAAUGUGUGUGGAGACUCAUAUUAGCGUGACUCAAACAGCAGAGAGAUUUUAUAACGAGUUGCGCAGACGAUACUACACAACACCGACCAGUUAUUUGGAGUUGAUCAAUCUUUAUCUGACAAUGCUUGAAGACAGGAGAAAGAAAUUAGUUGGUGCUUGUGAUCGUGUAAAGAAUGGUUUGAAAAAGUUACUUGAAACAAACGAACUUGUUGAUAACAUGCAGAUUGAACUGGUCGCUCUUGAACCACAACUUAAACAAAAGUCUUUGGAUACAGAAAAAUUAAUGGAAAAGUUACAAGUUGAUCAGGAGGAAGCUGAUAAGGUUCGCAAGGUUGUCUUGGUUGACGAGAGUGCCGCUAAAGAAAAAGCUGCCGAGACCGAGGCGAUUGCUACCGAAGCUCAACGAGAUUUAGACGAAGCUUUACCGGCUUUACAUGCUGCCAAUAAGGCUCUGGAUUCCUUGGAUAAAUCUGACAUCUCAGAACUUCGUGUUUUUACAAAACCUCCAGAAAUGGUUAUGACAGUGAUGGAGUCUAUAUGUAUUUUAUUGGGAGCAAAACCGGACUGGGCAACGUCAAAGACUCUUCUUGGUGACUCGAACUUCUUAAAGCGGUUGAUUGAUUUUGAUAAAGAUAAUAUCUCAGACUCGACUUUAAAAAAGUUGAAAAAAUAUAUGGACAAUCCGAAAUUUGUACCAGAAAUCGUUGAGAAAACUUCAAAGGCUUGCAAGUCUAUGGUCAUGUGGGUAAGAGCCUGUGAUCUUUACGCCAAGGUCUUUAAAACUGUAGAACCCAAACGACAGAGGCUUGCUGCUGCACGUGGAGAACUUGAAAUAACCAUGGCAACUCUGCAUGAAAAACAAGCAAAACUGGCAGAAGUUGAAGGAAAGAUUGCCGAACUGCAGGCGCUAUAUGACAAUAGUGUUGCUGAAAAAGAAGAACUUACACGAAAUAUUGCUCAGACAGCCGCGCGUUUAAAACGAGCAUCAAAGCUGACGACAGCAUUAAGUGAUGAACAAGUUAGAUGGACGGAAAACAUUGCUGCAUUUGAAGUGGAGAUUGGUAACAUCGUAGGAAACGUUUUCAUUGCUGCUGCAUGUGUUGCUUAUAACGGAGCAUUUACUUUUGUUUACAGGGAAGAGCUUAUAUCACAAUGGAUUGGAAAGUGUACAGAACUUCAGAUUCCAGUUUCUGAGAACUUCACGCUCGUUAAUGUGCUUGCUGAUCCCUUUGAAAUACGGCAGUGGAAUGCUGAUGGAUUACCACGUGACAACGUGUCCAUUGACAAUGCUAUUUUUGUAAAGAACGCCCGACGUUGGCCUUUGAUGAUUGACCCACAAGAUCAAGCAAAUCGUUGGAUUCGUAAUAAGGAAGCAAAAAACGGAUUAAAAGUGAUCAAAUUAACUGAUGGCAAUUAUCUACGAACUUUAGAAAAUUGUAUUCGUAUUGGAAUGCCUGUCCUUCUUGAGGAGGUGGAAGAAACAUUAGAUCCUGCGUUAGAACCCGUGUUACUAAAACAAACAUUUGUCCAGGGUGGACGUUUACUUAUAAGACUUGGAGAUAGCGACAUUGAUUACGACAAAAAUUUCCGGUUUUACAUGACAAGCAAGAUGGCAAACCCUCAUUAUUUGCCCGAAGUUUGUAUUAAAGUAACAAUUAUCAACUUUACUGUGACGAGAUCUGGUCUUGAAGAUCAACUACUGGGUGAUGUUGUUCGUUUGGAGCGACCAGAUUUGGAAGAACAACGCAAUCAACUGAUCGUGCGAAUCAACUCGGACAAAAAUCAACUCAAGGCGAUUGAAGAUCGAAUUUUGAAACUGUUAUUUCAUUCUGAAGGAAAUAUUCUUGAUGACGAAGUUUUGAUAAAUACAUUGAAUGAGUCAAAGGUAACAUCUGGUGUUAUUUCUACUCGUCUUGUUGAAGCCGAAAAAACAGAACAAAAUAUCUCUACAGCAAGAGAAAAGUACAGACCUGUAGCGACCCGUGGUUCUGUCAUGUAUUUUGUUGUUGCUAGUUUAGCUGAAGUCGAUCCAAUGUAUCAAUAUUCACUCAAGUAUUUUACUCAGCUUUUCAAUACUUGUAUUGAAAAAAGUGAAAAAUCUGAUGAUUUGGAUAAACGUCUACAAAUUCUUCUGGACAACUGCACGAACACUGUAUUUGAAAACGUCUCUAGGGGCUUAUUUGAGAGACAUAAGAUUGUCUUUUCAUUCAUGUUGUGUGCUGAAAUUUUACGAGAACGAGGUGUUAUUUCAAACAAUGAAUGGAAUUAUUUCCUUCGUGGAUCUGCUUCACUUGAGAGGGAAAGACCUCCCAAGCCAGAAAUCUCAUGGCUGACUGAUAAUAUGUGGAACUCUUGUUGUGAUCUGGAGGAGGAUUUAUCCUUCAAAGAUUUGAAAGUUUUGAUUACAAAAAGGCCUCUCGUUGGAAAGAUUGGAUCACUAGAGGUUAACAUCAAUCCUCUUGAAUGGGAAAGCUACACAGAGGCCAGUGAUGGUGCGGAUGACUUUAAACUCACGGAUUUUGAAAAUCUCAUUUUGAUCAAAAGUUUCCGAGAAGAAAAGGUUGUAUUUGCGGUCAGUCAAUUUGUAUCAACCAAUCUUGGACGAGUCUUCAUUGAAAGUCCCAACACAGAUCUCUCGUUACUUUACAAAAAUAUGACAUCAAAUAUACCGCUUGUAUUUAUUUUGUCUACGGGCUCAGAUCCUAUGAACGCUUUCUUAAGGUUUGCCAAAGAAAUGGCUUACACUGAAAGGGUGCAAGCUAUAUCGCUUGGCCAGGGACAGGGGCCUGUUGCCGAGAAAAUGAUCAAAGCUGCGUUGAAAUCUGGAGACUGGGUUUUCUUACAGAACUGUCACCUUGCUGCGUCGUGGAUGUUAAGAAUGGAGUCCCUUGUCAAAGCCAUAUCAUCGGGAGAGGUCGAAGUUCACGAAGAUUUCCGACUGUUUCUCAGUUCUAUGCCAACAAAGGUAUUUCCAGUGACAGUACUUCAGAACAGUGUUAAAGUAACAAAUGAACCACCUAAAGGUUUGAGAGCAAAUGUAAAACGAGCGUUUGGUGAAUUGGGUACGGAUCCUUUUGAGAAUCAUGAACUCGGUAUUUCAUGGCGAAAACUCGUGUUUGGUCUUUGUUUCUUCCAUGCCAUUAUUCAAGAAAGAAAGAAAUUCGGUCCUCUGGGCUGGAAUAUAAAGUACGAGUUUAAUGACUCUGAUCGAGAAUGUGGUUUAGAUACUUUAAAAAUGUUCAUAAAAGAAUCAAAGAUUCCUUGGGAUGCGCUGGUUUUUAUUACUGGUGAAAUAACAUAUGGUGGAAGAGUUACUGAUGCCUGGGAUCAGAGAUGUCUACGUACUGUAUUAAGAAGAUUUUUUGCACCAGAAAUUUUGAAUGAUGCGUACAAGUUUUCAAACUCCGGUAUUUAUUACCCACCGGAUUAUGAUACCCUCCAGGAAUAUCGACAGUUUAUCGACAAUCUUCCGAUGAAUGACGAACCUGAAGUGUUUGGUAUGAAUGAGAACGCAAAUAUUGCUUUUCAGAGUCAAGAAACGCAAUCUUUGAUACUUACUGUCCUCGAUGUUCAACCUCGAAUGGUAAGUAGUGGUGGAGGAAAGACAAGCGAUGAGAUAGUUUAUGAACUUGCCGAAAACAUACUUGGAAAACUUCCUGAUAAUCUUGACAUGGACAAAGCUAAUAAAGCAUUAUUUCAGCAUGAUAGCUACGGUCGAGUUAAUUCACUGACAACAGUUCUUAUUCAAGAAGUCGAUCGUUUCAAUAAACUUCUCAAGAUUAUAAAGGUGUCAUUACAACAAUUACAGAAAGCAAUUAAAGGUUUCGUUGUAAUGUCGCUUGAGUUAGAUAAAGUUUAUACAUGUUUCCUAAAUAACCAGGUUCCUGAAAUGUGGUCAAAUGCUGCAUAUCCAUCGUUAAAACCUCUAGGAUCUUGGGUCAAGGAUCUUGUCAUGCGCACAACGUUUAUUUUCCAAUGGAUGGUUCAUGGACUACCGCGAUCUUUAUGGAUAUCUGGGUUCUUCUUUCCACAAGGUUUCCUCACCGGCGCUUUACAGAAUCAUGCGAGAAAAUACAAUCAACCGAUCGACCAGUUAUCAUUCCGCUUCACAGUCCAGUCGAAAUAUUGCAACCAGGAAGAGUUCAGCGAGAUGAUCGAGUCACGUGACGAGGAGGUCAUUGAGGCAAACCUUCCUCCUCUUUUAGAAGAUGGAGUUUAUGUCCAUGGAUUGUUUAUCGAUGCAGCCAGAUGGGAUGAUGAAGAAAUGGUCUUAGUGGACGCUCUGCCAGCAGAAAUGAAUCCGCCAUUGCCGAUUCUUCACUUGCAACCAGAAUUAAACUUUGUUCCUGACAAUACAAAAUAUAUUUCACCUCUGUACAAGACAUCAGCAAGAGCAGGAGUAUUGUCCACGACAGGUCAUUCGACUAAUUUUGUCAUAGCUGUCCAUCUUCCAUCGAAUAAACCUUCAGAUUUUUGGAUUGCUAAAGGAACAGCCUUACUUUGUCAACUGAAUGACUAAAUCUGGUUUUAAAAGAACGAUUUGUAAAUUUGUACAGAUUAGAGUCUUAACAGUUUGCAGGACAAGAGUUGAUUAUUCACAUAUAAACAAACAAUAAGUUUUGUCUGUUUUGUUUUCAGGAACAAGAUGGAACGUUGUGUAUAUUUCACAUUGAUAAUUUAUUAUGUAUUAUUUGCAUUGAGAAAGAUAUGUUUAAUACGAAAAAAUUUUUUACAAUUCUUACAUGAAAAA